GCUCGCUCACAUGAAGCUCUAUUUCUUAUGGCAGGCAUAAAUACUUGCUCUUCCCUACUUCUGCUGCCUCUGCCCUACUCCUGUUCAUCCCUUUACUAUUCGCUCAUGUUUCGAAAUACAUUGCCCACGGGUGGCCGGUGCACCUGUCAAAUAUGGCGAGUAAUACAUUUUCUCACUACCUUACGGCCGUCUAUAUACCCGUACCGUACCGUCAGCCUAGUUCUGAGAGCCUUGACGGUACGGUAUACGGACCAGCCGUCGCCCGUCACUGUACCGUGGCUAUACGGCCGUAUACCGUAUACGGUACGGUGCGAAGCCCUAAACCCCAGAUAGCGGCUAUUUAAUCUCCCUUGACCUCAUGCGAGGGAACACUCCAAAUGACGGUCCCGUUAUGACCGUCAUCGACUAGUACGACGCUAACUCCCAUCUCUGCCAGCAGCUGCCCCGAGAAUGGGUGC
Molecule: messenger RNA, 458 nt
Organism: Desarmillaria tabescens
Lineage: Eukaryota; Fungi; Basidiomycota; Agaricomycetes; Agaricales; Physalacriaceae
Exons: 1
Coding region: 28-333 (101 amino acids)
Source: RefSeq, a predicted model, not a curated record